This is a messenger RNA of Aureobasidium musti, 747 nucleotides long. Lineage: Eukaryota; Fungi; Ascomycota; Dothideomycetes; Dothideales; Saccotheciaceae. The record is from the annotation of a GenBank genome assembly.
AUGUCGGAACAAGAGACGCAGAGACCUGGUAUGGGCGAGCAGGAGCCUUUGUUGGGAAGGCCUGGUGAUGCGUCGCUGCAAGAAGGACUUCCGCUAUACCACAACCUUGUCAUCGGUAUGGCUCGCUCCACGCUGCUUUUAUGCAAGCCAGCAAUACUCAUACAGACCUCACANGGCACUGGAGCGAUUGCCCAAGCUGGAUCCUGGAUUCUUGUAGCCAUCGUCUGGGGCGCAGUAUUCUCCAACCCCGUCAUUCUGUUCUCGGCGCAUCCUGGUGUCCUCAUCCUCCAGCCCACGCACACGCCGAAGCAAAAGAAGCACGGCACCUGGGCUCACGCAGGACUCAACGACCUCGCCCUCUCCUGCGGCAUUGCCGGACUCGUUGUGAUCGAGUACAACAAGAUUGCCCACAAUGGCACACACUUCGUUUCACCCCACGCAAUCUUGGGUCUGAUCACAUACAUCCUUAUCCUCAUCCAGGCUCUCGUUGGCUUCACGCAGUACUUCGUGCCGCAGAUCUAUGGCGGCGAGGAGAACGCGAAGAAGCUGUACAAGUACCACCGCGUGAGCGGCUAUAUCAUCUUCUUGAUGCUGCUUGCGACUGUGGCAGCUGCGACGCAGACGGACUACAACAAGAAUGUUCUCAAGAUCCAGCUGUGGGCUGUGCUUGUCGCAGCUGCCAUCACCUUGAUUGGAGUCUUGCCCAGGGUCAAGAAGCAAAAGUUCGGCUGGUUGGCCGGACAGUAA